AGGAGAACUAAUAGCCACUUAAUACCCCCCUGAGUCUAGCCCAUCGCAUUCCCAGGAUCUGUUGUGAAAGAUGCUGAUAAAAACAGUCCUUAGAGGGACAGGGUUAAUCAGGCUUCUUCCUUUUAGAUGUGGUCCCUAGCUGAAGUAAUUCUCCCUUCUUGAGAAGGAAGCCAGACCAACACCCACACCAAGUUCUAUAAAGCACACACAGACCAGCUGACCAAAGUUCCUUAUUCUCUUGCUGUUAGCUGAGACUCCUCAUAAAACAAAUUUGCUACUUCACUUUUCUUUUAAAUAAGCAAGCUGAAUUACUUGGAAGAGGAAGGCAGGAGGAAUAGAGGAGACAGAAACCAAGCAGCCGAAGCCCAGAAACAUUCUCGGGACCCUCAGAGAGCCUUUAACGUGCAUUACGAAUCUCCAAGAGAGGAACACUAGAGCUUGCGGUAUUUCUCAAGCUGAUUUAAACAUGGAAGCCUUGUCUUUUACAGAGUAUCUUAUGGGAUUCAUAUUUCAUGGAAGAUACUUUGGGAAGUGCUGAAUUAAAGAAAAAAAGCUUUUCUUUCUUUGACAUUAUUUCCAUGUCAACCAUGUUUUCUGAGUUACACCUUCACAUAAGUGCCUGAAGGAGGAUUGAAAAACAUCCUUGCUGCAUCAGAAAUAUAUUUACAAACCAUCUCUUUGGAGAAGAAACUUAUGUCCUUGCCUCCAUUCACCUCCAUGCCAGAAAUGGAACCCAACGGCACCUUUGGCAGUAGCAACAGCAAUGGGAGCUGUACAAUUGAAAACUUCAAAAAGGAUUUUUACCCCAUUGUGUACCUGGUAAUAUUUGUCUGGGGAACCUUGGGAAAUGGCUUUUCCAUAUAUGUUUUCCUGCAAUCUUAUAAGAAGUUCACUUCUGUGAAUGUUUUCAUGCUAAACCUGGCCAUUUCAGAUUUCUUGUUCACAAGUACACUACCCUUCAGAGCUGACUAUUACAUCAGAAACUUCAAUUGGAUAUUUGGGGACCUGGCCUGCAGGAUUAUGUCUUAUUCUAUGUAUGUCAACAUGUACAGCAGCAUUUAUUUCCUGACUGUUCUGAGCAUCAUGCGUUUCCUGGCAACUGUUCACCCCUUCCGGCUUCUCCAUGUCACCAGCAUCAAGAGUGCCUGGAUUCUGUGUGGGAUCAUAUGGAUCCUUAUCAUGGCUUCCUCAGUAAUGCUUCUGAACAAUGGCUCUGAGCAGAAGGGCAGUGUCGUAUUAUGCUUAGAGCUGAAUAUCAAUAAAAUUGUUAAACUGAAGACCAUGAACUACAUUGCCUUGGUGAUCGGCUUCCUGCUGCCAUUCUGCAUGCUCAGCAUUUGUUACCUGCUGAUCAUUCGAGCCCUGUUAAAAGUAGAGGUCCCAGAAUCAGGGCUGCGGGUUUCUCACAAGAAGGCACUUAUCACCAUCAUCAUUGCCUUGAUCAUCUUCCUCUUGUGUUUCCUGCCCUAUCACAUACUGAGAACUCUCCACCUGAUGGAGUGGAAAGUGAAUACAUGCAAAGAGGACCUGCAUAAAGCUGUAGUCAUCACACUGACCUUGGCAGCAGCCAAUACCUGCCUCAAUCCUUUGCUCUAUUACUUUGCUGGGGAAAAUUUUAAGGACAGACUGAGGUUGAUACUCAGAAAAGGGCAGGCACAGAAGACAAAGUACAGCCUUCCUGUCUGCAUGUGGUUGAAAAGGGAAACACAAAUUUAAGGGGUUGCCAGGUGGGGCCUGUUCUUGCAUCCUUGGGCCUACCUUCAUUCAUCACAUAGUCUCCAAAUGACCAUGGAUUUAACUGUUUCCAACAAAGGUCCACUCCUAACAUUUAAGUGACCAUGACUUUUGUUGAUAAGUCCUACUUCAAACAUUGCAUUAGAUGUGUUUUCAGUGAUUGACUCGAAAUGAGAAAUAUAGCAGACAAAAUCUCUACUUGUCUUGCAACCUCACAUGUCAGACUGGGAAAAGAUGCUCAGCACGUUGUGUGCUUCUUUUCAUCAGUUUCUGUACCAGAUCUUGGUCCCACCAGGUAUUCUAAAUUAACUUUAAGAUAACCUCAACUUCCCCAGCUUCUCCAGCUCCUCUUCUAACUGGCUAAGAUGCAUAGCCAGUUAACAAAGCUAAUGGAGGUUCCAGAGCAGACCAGAAAAAGCAUCCUAAGAAUUCACUGAAAAGACUUUGUGAGGAAGGCUGCCCUUGGUCAAAGCAGAGUCAAGGUCCCAAACAAGAACAGUGAGAGAAAGGGGGAGAGAAGGACUGGGGCAAGACAGAGCUGGUAAAAAGUAAGGAGAAAGAGAAAUUUCAUGUUGCACUGGGAGAGAGGCUCUAGCACACUGCAGGCAAGAAGAUUCCCUUCGCCUCUCUCUUGCUGGGGGCUAGAAGGAAUAGAAGAGUGGGAGGAAGAACCAGGGCCUUGUCUAGGGAGUGGAGGGAUUACGUGUCAAAUGGUAGAAAGGAGAGGGUCAAUUUUACUCUUGUGAUUUGGGUUGGGACUGACUUCACUGAAGGUCCCAAUCGUGCAUGCUAAUCUAUUGGGAUGGGAGCCAGAACAGAGGAGGUUGCUCUAAGCAUUUGGUUGGGCAAUGAGAGAGAGGGUGGGGUAGAGGACAAGUUGCAAAGGUGGUUGUACCCCUGCAAUUCUACUAAUAUUUUGGUGGCACAUGAAUAGGGUGGCUUUCCUUUUGAGGGAGUAUAGAAAAGAACUGGAUAGUGGGAAGGGGUCCUUUCCAUCCACUGAAACAGAGCUAGGGAGACUACCAACUACUACCUCCCUGGCCACUGUACCACCACAAUUGCAUGGCCUCUCCAUGCUGGGCAGACUGAGCCAGACACUUCAUAUUCAGUAACUCCAUUUAACCCUUACACCGAAGCCUUGUGUUUCUACUUUACAGAUGAAGAAACCGAAGCUUGGAGAAAUUGAGAAACUUGUUCAAGUUCACACAGGUGGUAGGAGUUUAAAAGAUAUCUGUGGAGAAGGGUUAGCUGGGUGCUGACUCCACUGCUCCCCCUACGAACCUUCUGGGAGAUUGGCUGAAACUCUGAAUAGAAGUUCCCUUUCCCCAUCAGGCACCUUCCCCUCCUCAUUUUCUCUCUGGAGUCAUUGACCUCAGGCAGAGUGGGGUGUGGGAGGGAGGUGGUGUUCUCAAGCUAGGGAGAAAGGGAACAUCUUUAUAGUAAACAAGAGCCCCAGGACCCUUCCCUUACUCAGCUGUCAGAAUGCUGUCAGACUCAUAUCUUGUCAAAACAGGAGCCUGCAGGAUCCUCCUGUGGGGAAACAACACAAUCCAAGGGAAAGACUAACAGAUACAGACUGUUGAGGAUUUCCCAACACAAAAGCUGGCACCUGCCCUAUUAUCUCCCUGGCAGGGAAGUCCAUACCGCAACCAAUCCCUUCUAUUCAGAGAGCAUCUAGUCAGCCUGUUAGAGCCUCACUCUUAAUUAUGCACAAUGACCACUCCACUUUGGGGGCAGUGGAGAGUGGGGUGGGGUGGACAAAGGCCACAACAUGAAAAUACCUACAAAUAAAUGACAGGGUUGAUAGAGACGUUUUCAGGAAGAAAGGUGUCAACGCUUUUAUUACCCUUGCACUUUUUAUUGGAAACCAACUGGAGGAUGUGCUCCUCCAAAAUAAAUGAUUAAGCCAAGAUAGAGAAAAACACGACAUCUAGGAAACAAGGAAUCCAACACAGGAGAAAAGUGAACAACAUAGGAUGUUGGUGGUAGCAGAAAAACAAGAAACUAAUUGAUUUGCCACAUUGGAGGGAUUUAUAUGUUUUUUUGAAGCACUUGGGAUUAACUAGUGAAAAUACAUAGAAAAAUAAACAAAGGAAAAGACACAGUGUUCAUUGAAUGCUCAUAAAAAGAAACUAUUGUUUAAGAACAAAAAUGUAAUCAUAGUACACUACAUGGCUCACCUGUGAAUUAUGUGGAAUAACGUAAAAACAAAAUACUGUGAUAUAAUUUCUAUUAGGAAAUGAGAGGAUAUGUAUGUGGGGGAGGGGUGUAAGUCAUCUAGGUCUCCAUCUUCCAUCACAGAAAAUGCAUAACAACUAAAGCUAGAGAAUGAUAAAAGCUAUAUCAAAAUGAUAAAAGCUAUAUCCUGUUUAGCAACAGGAGCUACCAUCCAGAAGACACGGUGAAAAGGAUGGACAGGGAUGGCCUCUGGAAAGUUUGGGGUGGGACAAUAAGGUGGAAAUUUCUCUUCUCCUUUUAAGGACUUUUUAGCCAUCUAACUUGUAAAUAUGUAUUGCUGAAAUAAAAAUUAAGU
Molecule: messenger RNA, 4267 nt
Organism: Nyctereutes procyonoides (raccoon dog)
Lineage: Eukaryota; Metazoa; Chordata; Mammalia; Carnivora; Canidae
Gene: CYSLTR2
Product: cysteinyl leukotriene receptor 2
Exons: 3
Coding region: 694-1716 (340 amino acids)
Biological process (GO): G protein-coupled receptor signaling pathway
Cellular component (GO): plasma membrane
Molecular function (GO): leukotriene receptor activity
Source: RefSeq, a predicted model, not a curated record